AUGGCCUCGAAAAAUCCGACGAUCCAGAAUUCCCCUCACGAACUUCUUCGCGCCAUAUUUGCUACUCUAACACCAGGGGAGGUGGCAGAGUGUGCGCUGGUAUGCAAAGUAUGGUCUUCACCCGCUCGAGGUCGUUUAUACGAACACAUAGACGUGCGUAAAUCACCAAACAAGAUGACCUACGUUACCCGCAGUGCCAUGCUGUGCCAGACACUGGACGCAAACCCUGCACUAAGAUCUAUCGUGCACUCUCUAUGUCUUGUGUCUCAUUUCCCUUCCACUAUCCUCCCGGAAGUUCGGGCGGUCUUUCUACAAUACGCUGCAGUUCCGAGCAUUCCUUCAUUCAUAAACAUGCUUCCUCACCUACAAAAUUUAGAGAAAAUUUCCUUUCAUACAAACGUUUCACUCCCUCCAUCAGAGCAUCUCCUCAUACUACAAGCAUUUGGAAAACUUCCCCUACUGAGGCACAUGCGGUAUUUUGCGGCCUUCCCUGGACCAGUGCGCAAACCGUCCCAGUUCAUUCAAAUGUUGAAUGGGCUUCCUCCUCAGCGAGAGAGGAGGCCGCAGUUACUGACUUUGGAUUUGAGGAAUAUCACGGAGUUAGGAAGCUUUCGUGCGAGUCUCGAGGACUUGGAGUGGACUUUUCAUCCUCGAUCUCCACUCGACCUUACCCAUCUCAGGGCGCUGAGUGUCAGCACCUACCGAGCAGCAAAAUAUUUUAUGCGCGAGGUCAGUGGGACCCUCGAAAGCUUGACAUUUACCUCGGCGUCGCGAAUAUUGGGCGACACAGAAAGCCAACCACCUAUCACACUACCUGCUAUGAAAUAUCUUUGCAUCCCUUCUGAGACAAUCGACAUUUCCCUCAUUGCCAAUAUUCACUGUCCAUAUCUGGAAUGUAUCACGUUAAUAUGGCAGACUGAGACGGAUUUAGACCCAGAAUUCAUGAGUGACUCCGAGUCUCCUCUAUUUCUUAUUGACCGUUGUAUCACCAAUAGAUCAAAUUAUCCGAUUUUGAAGGAGAUUAUGGUGCUAGUCAACGAAGAAGCUAGUGGAAGACGCACAGAUAUUUCCCAAAUACAGAAGAUGCUUCCUCGAUGUACUGGACGCGCAAUAAAUUUUGAGCUUGGAGAAUGGCAGGAGCGGGAUUUCGAGUAA
Molecule: messenger RNA, 1155 nt
Organism: Lentinula edodes (shiitake mushroom)
Lineage: Eukaryota; Fungi; Basidiomycota; Agaricomycetes; Agaricales; Omphalotaceae
Exons: 3
Coding region: 1-1155 (384 amino acids)
Molecular function (GO): protein binding
Source: RefSeq, a predicted model, not a curated record